AUGCGUAAUGGGGUCCACGGCCACACGGGGCGCCUGCUCAUGUCCCUGUGCUUCAGCAGUCUCAGCUUCCUGCUCUUCCACAUCAUCUAUCAGAUCACUGUCAACAGUCUACUGGCCGGGAACAACAUAGACCGCGCCUUCAACUGUUCAACGUGGGAGAAAUCUAUACGUCAGAUUGGCUUCGAAAGUGUGAUAGGUGCAGAUGCAGGGAACGGUAUCCGUGUGUUCCUCCCUGACAUAGGGAUGUUCCUAGCAGGGCUGGCCUGCUGGCUGCUGUGUCGUAGUCUGUUUCAGAAGAGACCGCCAGAGGACAUGGCCCAGGAUAACACUGACUACGAACCGGAGGGAGAGGAGGAAGAGGAGAAGCUGAGCCUUGAUGACAACGUCCUGUUGGAUGAGGACUUUGAGGCUGGGUACGAGGCUGGAGAAGAGGAGGAGGAAGAGAUGGAGGAGGAAGAGGGGGAAGAUGAUGAAGAGGAGGAGGAGAGCAACAAGAUGAAGAUUCUGCGUCACAUUGCGGGUGUGGCGUCUAAAGUGAAGGAGAUCAUUGGGAAUCUGAUCACCACCGCGGGAAAAGUGGUGGUCACUAUACUGUUAGGAGUCACAGGUAUCACGCUGCCCUCCCUGACGUCGGCGGUCUAUUUCUUCGUGUUCCUGUUCCUGUGUACGUGGUGGUCGUUCUGCCGCACCUUCGACACCCUCAUCUUCAGCUGUAUGUGUGUCCUCAUGGCCAUAUUCAGCGCUGGACACCUGGUCGUCCUCUACCUCUAUCAGUUUCAGUUCUUCCAAGAGAGCAUCCCUCCAGAGGACAGCUACAUCAGUCUGUUCGGCAUCUCAUCCAUCAUCCAGACUGACUGCUCCUCCACGUGGAGGAUGAUAGUUAACCCUGAUCUGGCCUGGCACCACUUUGUUAACCCCAUUAUGCUGCUGCUGCUGUACUACACCCUGGCCACUCUCAUACGCCUCUGGCUCCAGGAACCUAUAGAGGAACCUAUAAAGGUAGGUAACACCCUGGCCACUCUCAUACGCCUCUGGCUCCAGGAACCUAUAGAGGUUGGUAACACCCUGGUAUCUCUCAUACGCCUCUGGCUCCAGGAACCUAUAGAGGAACCUAUAGAGGUUGGUAACACCCUGGCCACUCUCAUACGCCUCUGGCUCCAGGAACCUAUAGAGGAACCUAUAGAGGUAGGUAACACCCUGGCUACUCUCAUACGCCUCUGGCUCCAGGAACCUAUAGAGGUAGGUAACACCCUGGUAUCUCUCAUACGCCUCUGGCUCCAGGAACCUAUAGAGGUAGGUAACACCCUGGCCACUCUCAAACGCCUCUGGCUCCAGGAACCUAUAGAGGUAGGUAACACCCUGGUAUCUCUCAUACGCCUCUGGCUCCAGGAACCUAUAGAGGUAGGUAACACCCUGGCUACUCUCAUACGCCUCUGGCUCCAGGAACCUAUAGAGGAACCUAUAGAGGUAGGUAACACCCUGGCCACUCUCAUACGCCUCUGGCUCCAGGAACCUAUAGAGGUAGGUAACACCCUGGCCACUCUCAUACUCCUCUGGCUCCAGGAACCUAUAGAGGAACCUAUAGAGGUAGGUAACACCCUGGCCACUCUCAUACGGCUCUGGCUCCAGGAACCUAUAGAGGUAGGUAACACCCUGGUAUCUAUCAUACGCCUCUGGCUCCAGGAACCUAUAGAGGAGGAUGAAGACGAGGAGGGAGAGGACGGAGAGGAAGAGGAGGAGGUGGUUGGGAACGGCACCAGGAACUCUGCGGACAAGAGGAGACAGCUGUGGUGGAAAGCUCACCAACGCACAGAGGAAAGAAACGGGUUGGCUGCAAAGUCCAACGGGACGUCUUGUGACAUCUCCACCCUAAACUCGGUGGAGAAUAGACCGGUCGGUCUGGACCUGUACUCCACCCCACAGUAUAAAAUGGACCAAACCAAUAACAUUACAGAGAAGAAGAAUGGAAGUGUGUAUGACGUCAAUCCAACAGUGGGAGGAGAGACUGCUGGGAUGGAGGAGGAGGAGGAGAAGAAGGAACAGGGCGAUGAGGAGGAGGAGGAGGAGGAGAAGGAGGGCAGAGUGAAUGCUGUAGUAACAGUGUUCAGGUUCAUUAUGAAGCAAAGCUAUAUCUGUGCUCUCAUAGCCAUGAUGGCGUGGAGCAUCACGUAUGUUAGCUGGCUGACGUUUGUGUUCCUGAUGUGGUCGUGUAUGUUGUGGAUGGUGAGGGACCGUCGUCGUUACACCAUGCUAACCUCUCCCUUCAUGGUGCUCUACGGGAACCUGCUCAUUGUGCUGCAGUACAUCUGGAGCUUUGAGCUGCUGGAGCCCGUACCUGGACUCUUCCUCAAGAAGGACGUGCCCUUCAGUGAACUGGGAUCCAAGGUCCUGUGUCUGUUGAGCUUCUGGCUGCUGCUGAGACAGACUCUGACAGAGAGAAAUGACAAGCAGAGAGAGGAGGAUGCUGUACUCACUGACGUACAUGUGGAUGACCAACCAAAGAAGAAGGAGGAGGAUGAGGAAGGAGGGGAGCAGGACAUCAUGCAGGUUCUGGGGAACAUGGUGAUGGAGAUGCUGGUGAAAUACUGGAUCUAUAUCUGUGGAGGGAUGUUCUUCUUCGUCAGCUUCGAGGGACGCAUGGUCAUGUAUAAGAUCAUCUACAUGAUGCUCUUCCUCUUCUGUGUGGCGCUCUAUCAGGUGCACUAUGAGUACUGGAGGAGGAUCCUGAAGUACUUCUGGAUGUCUGUGGUGGUCUACACCAUGCUGGUCCUCGUCCUGGUCUACACCUUCCAGUUUGAGACUUCUCUACCCUUCUGGUCUAACAUGACUGGCAUGAGCGAAGAGAAACUGAAGGACCUGGGGCUAGAACAGUUCUCCGUAUCGAUGCUCUUCACACGUAUCUUCAUCCCCACCUCCUUCCUCCUAGUGUGUAUCCUCCACCUUCACUACUUCCACGACCGCUUCCUGUUGCUCACUGACCUGAAGGCUGUGGCCCAAAAACAGGACAGCACCAUCUACAGACUGGUACACCAGGAUGGAAGCCUGGCUGACAUCACCAUGCUCAGCAUCUCUUCUGGAGAAGGAGUGAUACGAGCAGACGACAAGAAAGAGAAGAAGGAGAAGGAGGGAACCCUGGUGGUGGUGAUGCAGGAGAAAGAGGGAGGGAUGAAGCAGAAAGGAGGACCCCAUCAGUCUAUAGACCUGCGUCAGUCAUUCGGAAAGUCGUUUGAGUUGCAUCAGUCGUUCCAGAAGUCGUUUGAGUCCAGUGCAGGGUCGGGCGGGAGUGGCCACUGCAGUGUGGGAACUGAGCCAGAUCCCUCCACAGAAAACACUACCUCAGACCUAAAGAAUAAAUGGCACCUGGUGGUGGACCGUCUGACUGUGCUGUUCCUCAAGUUCCUGGAAUAUUUCCACAAGCUGCAGCUCUUCAUCUGGUGGCUCCUAGAGAUACACAUCAUCAAGAUCGUCUCUUCGUAUAUCAUACUGGUCUCUGUCAAGGAGGUGUCCUUGUUCAACUACGUGUUCAUGGCGUGCUGGGCCUUCGCUCUACCCUUCAGUCAGUUCAGACCCCUGGCCUCCAGUAUCUGUACAGUCUGGACCUGUGUUAUCAUCGUCUGUAAGAUGUUGUACCAGCUGGAAUCUAUACAACCUGCCUCUUACUCCAAGAACUGCUCCAUGCCAAUGAACUACACAGACAAACAGAGAGAAGAGAUGAAAGACUCUCUGCUGUACAAGGAGCCAGUAGACCCUUCCAACUGGGUCGGACUCAACAAAUUCAACCCUCUACUGGAGAACCUUAGGAACAACCUGCUGAUGUUGGCCAUGCUGGCGUUUGAGGUGACCAUCUACCGUCACCAGCUGUACUACAGGCUGAGGAACAAGCUCACCGCGCCCGCCGCUCGCAUCAUCUUCCAUGACAUCACGCGGCAACACCUCGACAACGGCAUCGUCAACUGUGCCAAGUACUUCAUCAACUACUUCUUCUACAAGUUCGGGCUGGAGACAUGCUUCCUACUGGCGGUGAAUGUGAUUGGCCAGCGUAUGGACUUCUAUGCUGUGCUGCAUGCCUUCUCUCUGAUAGCCGUGAUGUACAGACGUAGGAGGAAAGCUAUAGCUGAGAUCUGGCCUAAAUACUGUUGUUUCCAGGCCUGUAUUCUAACCUGGCAGUACUUUGUGUGCAUUGGGAUACCACCUGCAGCUUGCAAAGACUACCCAUGGAGGUUCCCUAACUCUGCAAUGGACUCCAACGUCAUCAAGUGGCUUUAUUUCCCUGACUUCCACACCAACCCCAACCCAAUCUUUCUCGUCUAUGACUUCAUGCUCCUCCUCUGCGCCUCACUCCAGAGGAGUGUAUUUGAUGAGGAGAACAAGGCAGCUGUCCGUCUCAUGGCCGGAGACAACGUGGAGAUCUGCAGAGACCUAGACGCGGCCUCGUUCAGCGUUCACAACCCUGUGCCUGACUUCAUCCACUGCAGAUCCUACCUGGACAUGCUGAAGGUGAUCAUGUUCAGCUACCUGUUCUGGUUCGUCCUCACCAUCAUCUUCAUCACCGGCACCACGCGUAUCAGCCUCUUCUGUUUGGGCUAUCUGGUGGGAUGUUUCUACUUCCUGCUGUUCGGCGGGGAGCUGCUGCUCAAGCCAAUCAAAAAGAUCCUACACUACUGGGACUUCCUGAUCGCCUAUAACGUGUUUGUGAUCACCAUGAAGAAUAUCCUGUCUAUCCUGGCCUGUGGCUACAUCAAUGUCCUGGUGGUCAACAACUGUUGGCUGAUCCAGCUCCUCAGUCUGGCCUGCACCAUCAAGGAGUAUAAGAUCGUCACUAACAGAGACAUCACACCUGCGGACGGUGGUAAGAAGUGUGAUCUGCCCAGCGACGAGGCUGGGAUCAUCUGGGACAGCAUCUGUUUUGCCUUCCUGCUGUUGCAGAGACGCGUCUUCAUGAGUUACUACUUCUUACAUGUGGUGGCUGACAUCAGGGCCUCACAGAUACUGGCCUCCAGAGGAGCUGAAUUGUUCCAGGCUACUAUAGUGAAGGCAGUCAGAGCCAGACUGGAGGAAGAGAACAAGUCUAUGGAACAGCUGAAGAGACAGAUGGACCGUAUAAAGCAGCGCCAGGAGAAGUUUAAGAGUGGGAAGAAAAAGAUGUUGAGCCUGGCCCAGGAAUCUGGGGACAGAGAGAACCCCAUCCAGCCACAGGAAUCUGGGGACAGAGAGAACCCCAUCCAGCCACAGGAGCAGGAGGAAGAGGAUGAUGGAGCAGAGCGAGAAAGAGAGAAAGAGAAAGUGAAAGAGAAAGAAACAGCCAAGACUAAAAAAAGGCAGUGGUGGCGGCCUUGGGUUGACCACGCCUCCAUGGUGAGGAGUGGAGAUUAUUACUUGUUUGAAACUGACAGUGAAGAAGAGGAGGAAGAGGAGGAGAAAAGAGAGGAUCAAGAGCUGCCCAAGAAGUCAGCAUUUCAGUUUUUCUACCAUGCCUGGAUAACAGACUCCAAGACAGCCAUGAAGGAACGAGGCAAAGAGAAGCGUAAGUUCUGGAAGAGGUACACCAAGAGAGACAAACACAAGAAGGACAAGAAGGAAGGUCAUGUGACUAUAGAGAUGGAGGAAGAUCAGGAGGGAACACAGGAGAAGAAGUCUGACGGACCAGACAACGUCUUGAAGCGAGUGUUCAACAUCAUCAAGUUCACCUGGGUGUUGUUCCAGACCACGGUGGAGAGCUUCACCAAGUGGAUGAACAACGUGUGUAGAGAACACAUAGACAUCUCCACCGUGCUGCGCAUUGAGAGAUGCAUGCUCACUAGAGAGGUCAAAAAGGGCAACGUCCCGUCCAGAGAGAGUAUCCAUGUGUUCUACCAGAAGCAGAUGCGUAUGAGCAUGUCUCGGGGGUCCAGCCUGGACCGGCUCAGUGAGGAGGACAGUGCGUCGGGGGGGUCUCACAGGGUCCACAGGAGGAGAGGCGACUAUCGCAUGGAGAGCCAGGACAGCAUGGCAUCGUUGGCAUCACGAGACAGCAUAUCUAGUGCCUACACUGAGGCCACCAUGCUGUUCUCCCGCCAAGACACGCUGGACGAGCUGGACGGAAUGCCGUCAGACGUUCCCAUUCCCAAAACCAGUGAACGUGCCCGGCCAAAACUCCGUAAGAUCUACGGCCUGGACGCCUCCAAAUCAACUGACAGCAGCAGCAGCCAAGUGUCCAGUGAAACGACCCAGUGCAUCACUCUGUACUCCCGGCAGGGCACCACCGACACCAUUGAGGAGGUGGAGGACGAACAGGACCAGGGGGAAAACAGGCUGCACGGACCCUGGGAACACCCACCUCCGGAGGGGUCAGAGGGGGCUGAAGACAGCCCCUGGCGGGGUGGAGGAGAUGGUGGUGAUGGAGAGACCACAGAGGAGAGGGAGCGGUACCAGGGCCAGGGGGAUCCAUGGGGGUCUCCAGGCCCAGGGGAGGGCCCCUCCUUCAGGGUAGAGGAAGGAGCCUCAACCCUCCUGGCCCUACGAGAAGGGUCCCGACCAGGGUCCCAGGACUGUACCACUGACAGUGACGACGGGGGUGUCCAGGACCGGCAAGAAUACUUGAAUAGGGAAGAGCGUGACCGGGCGGGGUUGCUGUACACCCCAGACACGGACGCUCCAAACACCUCGGAUGCUGAUGUGCCUCCCAGCUACAGCAAGGCGGUGAGCUUUGACCGUCUGGAGGUGAGUGAGGAUGAGAGCGACAGGGACGACAAUAGGAUGAUGGCGAUGACCCCAGACACCAGCCGGUCAGACUAUCUGGACGACCCUUUGCUGCCCUCACUGACCACUGAGCUGACCGCCAGCGAACUGCUGCUCAACAAGAUGUUCCAUGAUGAGGAGCUAGAGCGGUCGGAGCGGUUCUAUGUGGGCCAGCCCCUGGUGCUCCAGUUGGUCUAUGCCCUGUAUAACAUGCUGGUGGCCCACUCUGAGAUGGUGUGUUACCUAGUCAUCAUCCUCAACAACAUGCUGUCAGCCUCCUGCGUCACCCUGGUCCUCCCCAUCCUCAUCUUCCUCUGGGCCAUGCUGUCGGUACCUAGACCCAGUAAGAGGUUCUGGAUGACUGCCAUCGUGUACACUGAGGUCACCAUCGUCAUCAAGUAUUUCUUCCAGUUUGGCUUUUUCCCCUUCAACCAGAACCCGAAGGUGGACGUGAACAAACCCUACCACCCUCCAAACAUCAUUGGAGUGGAGAAGAAAGAUGGAUACGUCGUCUAUGACCUCAUACAGCUUCUGGCGCUCUUCUUCCACAGGUCCAUCCUGAAGUGUCAUGGUCUAUGGGACGAAGACAACCUUAAGGACACCAAGAAGGAGAUCCUCCGCAGGGACACUGAGUCAGAGGACGAUGAGAGGAGGGAGAUGGAGGCCACUCCCGUCCCUUCCACCCCCCGCGAGAGGAAGGGGUCCACACAGACCCUCAGGUCUAUAAACCUGGGCAUGGGCACCUCCGUGGACUCUGUACACGUCCCCAUGCACAACCUCCAGCAACAGCAGCAGACCUACCAGAGGAGAAAGAGCUCCAGUGGAGGGUCUCAUAUCUCCCACCGCUCAGUCCACUCUGUACGCUCCAAGAGAGGCAGCACUAACUCCAGGAACAGUAGCCAUAGAGACGGGAGCGAGUCAGUGCAGCAGAAGACUAAGAAACAGCUGAUCAAGGAGAAAAUCAGAGAACAGAUGAUCAAAGCCAAGACCUUCACUAUCAAAAGGACCAUGGAGGUGUACCUGCCCAUCCGUCAGUUCUUCUACAACCUGGUCCAUCCAGAGUACAGCGCUGUAACAGACGUCUAUGUUCUAAUGUUCCUGGCCGACACCGUCGACUUCAUCAUCAUCGUCUUCGGCUUCUCUGCUUUUGGGAAACACUCCGCGGGAGCAGACAUCACGUCGUCCCUGUCGGAGGACCAGGUUCCCGGAGCCUUCCUGGUGAUGGUACUGAUCCAGUUUGGGACCAUGGUGGUGGACCGGGCCCUGUACCUCAAGAAGACAGUGCUGGGGAAGGUCAUCUUCCAGGUGAUCCUGGUGUUCGGGAUCCACUUCUGGAUGUUCUUCAUCCUGCCCGGAGUCACUGAGAGGCGUUUCAAUGAGAACACAGUAGCCAAGCUAUGGUACUGUAUCAAGUGUAUCUACUUUGGGCUGUCAGCCUAUCAGAUCCGCUGUGGCUACCCCACCAGAGUCCUGGGUAACUUCCUCACCAAGAGCUACAACUACGCCAACCUCUUCCUGUUUCAAGGGUUCCGUCUGAUCCCGUUCCUGACUGAGCUGCGUGCGGUGAUGGACUGGGUCUGGACCGACACCUCUCUGUCUUUAUCCUCUUGGAUCUGUGUGGAAGACAUCUACGCUCACAUCUUCGUCCUCAAGUGCUGGAGGGAGUCAGAAAGGAGAUACCCCCAGCCGCGAGGCCAGGCGAAGAAGCCGGUGGUGAAGUAUGGGAUGGGAGGGAUGAUCGUCAUGCUUCUGAUCUGUAUCAUCUGGUUCCCUCUACUCUUCAUGUCUCUGGUCAAGUCUGUGGUGGGGGUGGUCAACAAACCACUGGACGUCUCCUUCUCCAUCACCCUGGCCGGGUUCCAGCCCAUCUUCACAAUGAGUGCUCAGCAGAACCAGCUCAGAGAAGUCUCCAACCAUGAAUUCCAUAACACAUUCAUGAGGUCAUACCUCAGCGAUCCUGAAGCGAUGCAGUGGUUGGAGUCCUACAUGCCAGAGGACCUGACCAUAGCUGAGUUGGAGGGCAGCUCUAACAGUCUGUGGACCAUCAGUCCUCCCAGUAGAACUAACAUCAUGAAGAUGCUCAGCUCCAAGGAGCAGUUCCCCAUCACUGUAGCUUGGUCUAUCCAGCGGAACCCGACUCUGGGAGCGAAGGCUGAGUUUUCUACGGGGAAGAAGGUGAUGUUUCUGGAUGAUAAAACCAAGCUGGAGCUAUUCCUACUGCUCAAUGGGACCAGAAAAGAUGGAGUGGUGAUAAAACAUGGCUUCCAACGGUAUCUCCGAGCCCCUACUGACUCUGAGGCCAAACCCAUAGAACAGCUGUCUACAGAGGAAGUAGCCAUCACUUUGGCAUUGGAGCGUUUACAUAACGACUCAGAGGGGGUCCAGGAGUGGUGGAUCGUGAACCAGACUAGUCCGGGAAAGAUCAACGUUCGUAGCCCCAAGAAUCUGUACAACGCUGGGCUGGAGCUCUAUGUCUUCAGCGAUCAGGUCAGCCCUCCUAGUCUGGGCUUUCUGGCUGGAUACGGGAUCAUGGGUCUGUACGCCUCUGUGGUGCUCGUCAUCGGUAAGUUCGUCCGUGAGUUCUUCAGCGGUAUCUCUCACACCAUCAUGUUCGAGGAGCUGCCCAACGUGGACCGCAUCCUGAAGCUCUGCACCGACAUCUUCCUGGUCCGAGAGACGGGAGAGCUGGACCUGGAGGAAGACAUGUACGCUAAACUCAUCUUCCUCUAUCGCUCGCCUGAGACUAUGAUCAAAUGGACCAGGGAAAAGACUCAGUGAGCUUAGCUGUAAAAGGCUAGAAGUUUCAAUCCCCUUUCAAUGUGGAUAGAAGUUUAAAAGUAUUAACCUCCCACUGGUCUCUGGGAUGUUGAAGUUAUGGAUGGACUCGAUCAGUCCAGACAGACCGUUUUUUGCUGACACUUUAGUCAGUUCUUAACUGUUAGUCAUUUUUAUGGAAGUAGACCUCCGAGGAGGAAGGAAGGGCCAAAGCUUGCCGGCCCCUGUUGCAACUAAAAAAAGAAACACUGGGUUCUUCGAUUUCAUUUCAGCAAGCCAUGACACCGACCAUCUCAGAUUUUUCUGAAAUAGUCUGUAGUUUGAUAAAGAUGAUAUAAACAUUCCUGCAACAUUAUUUUGUUGAAAGACAAUUUGAAAUCUGAGAAAUUAAGCUAAUUGAUUGCACACAAAUCAUCAAUUUCAAUUUAAAUACCAAACAUCCAAUUUGGACCAAACCACUUAUUUGGAUUUGUUUGGUGGGGGUAUAAACAUCUAGUUUAUACCACAUGUACCCACAGCCAAACAUCACCCCCAACUCCCCAUCCCAUUCCCCCAGCACAACAUCACCCCCAACUCCCCAUCCCAUUCCCCCCAGCACAUCACCCCCAACUCCC
Molecule: messenger RNA, 10106 nt
Organism: Oncorhynchus mykiss (rainbow trout)
Lineage: Eukaryota; Metazoa; Chordata; Actinopteri; Salmoniformes; Salmonidae
Source: RefSeq, a predicted model, not a curated record